UUACCUAUUAAGACGAGCCCUGGAAAUUUAAAUUUUAUCUCAUUAGGUAUCAGCAGGUCAGAAAAGAUAAGGACAGGUAUACUUGUUCUGUCUCCGAGACCAAACCGAUAAACGGUUUUUACCUCCAAGAUAGGCUGGCACAGAGUCUAUAUAUACUCAAACAGGAGAAAGCAAACUGUAAAUUGGACUGUGCAAACCUACCGAAUAACUGUUGACAUUUCAUUUAUUUCUUAAUUCAGAAGGUACAAGGUGACACAGUGUUCAAUGUUUUUAUACCAGCUAGUAUGUUAAUUCUGGGAUGUAGUUCUUAGAAAAACAGUGGCAUAAUCCUGUGUUGACAUUUUUUGUUAUUUCUUGGGGAUUAAAUGUGAAGAAUAUUCGCAGUGACCAUGAUUCAAGCAGGGAACCUGAAUAUUGUCCAAAUCGGUGGAGGACGAGUCAAGGGCAAGGUCGUUCGAGGUCGAUCUAAGAGCACAACUGCAGUUCCAGAUAAAUUGGUGACAGAUAUGCAGACAGUGGAGAGACCAAAACUUACAGAUGACAGCUACGACCUGCCCGAGCCAGAGCCCGAUUACCAGGACGAAGACGUGAUCGACGCUCCCACGGAAAAAGAAAACACCAUAGACAUGUUAUCACACUCGCUGAAGGAGAAAGUGAUUUUACGUGAACGGAAAUCCUCCAAUUCAGAGAUAGACAAAAGACUGUCCGAUCCAGGAAAUGACGAUUUACUCAUAAAACCGAAGAAGCUAGCCAACCCCUGUAUUGCCUCCCCUGCUCGGAUGGCCGUUCAUAAAGAGCUGCUUCUCAACUAUAAAAUGGGUAAGAACAUCUUGGAAAAACCAGAGCUAAACAAAGUGUUUGAUAAAGUCAAGGAGAAGCAAAGGGUUCAGGAAUGGGAAUCGCAAAAGAAACCAAACAAGAGGACCAGUUUAGAGCUUAAGUUAGAACAGCAGGCAUCAAGGUUAAAAGAGCAAGAAGAAACUCUGAAACCAGUCAAAGAAAAGAAUGAGAGUGAGUCUGAACUUUCACGAAUGCAAUCCAAAAUUCUCAGUCGAUCCAUGAAUGGUUCCACGGUUAAAUAGCGAACAGCCGAACUCUGAAAUCCUCCAUACUUGUCAAGUUUCAUCGCCACAAGUCAUCUGUAGAGAAUGAAUUCAAAGAUGAAAAAGAAAGAUAUAUGCCCACAUUUUUGUAUGAUUGAAGUGAAUUUUUUUCUUAUUGUCAAUAUUUUUGAAUUCAUCUGGUUUGGAAGAUGUCCAUUUUGUUAACAAUCAUACCAGAUAAAGUGUAUGCAUGAAUUUCAAAUUAUGUCUUGUUUCCAUUUAAUAUUUUAAAGAAUUUAUACUGUAUAUUUCAAAACAACUUCAUGAAAAAUUUAAUCAUUUGAUUUAAAAAAUGCUGAGAAAAUAUGGGCUGUUGGUGGCUAUUUGUGUUGUAAGAUGCAUUUAGUAAUAUGUUUCACCAGCCAAAGUACUCUGUAUUGGAUCAGCUGUUAAAAUACUUAAUAUUAAAAAGUCAAUCAUAGAUAAAACCAAGUACAUGUACAUAAAUGUAGUGAGACUGUGUGCAAAUUGUGUUGCAUUUAGCAUUAUCUCCCCUUGACUAUAUAAAAAGUGACCAAGUUUACAUUGUGAUAUGAAAAAAAAGUGUGCUAUUAUUCAGAUGAUUUACUUUUUGUAUUUUGUACAUCUGUAUUGCAUUUGAUUUAUACAGAAUUUCUAAUAAUAAUUAAUUUUUGGGAAUGACUUCAAUGUAAAUUGAAAUUGUAGCAUUCUUUUAUCAUUAAAGGUUGAUAAAGUUGUCUUACAUUUACAACAUGUACAAUUUCAGUGAUAUUUUUAAAAUGUUAUCAUUGCACAUUUGUAAAUGUUUGGCAUCAUUUAUCAUAUUUGACCAAUUAUCAUUAUUUUCAUUUCCAAUCAAUAUAACUGUAGUCAUUAUUUUAAUAUAGAACAUUUUUCAGUCAUCAAAUUUUUUUUUCAAUCAAAAUACUACAUAUAUGUAUGGCAUUAAGUGUGGUACAUUCAGCAGCAUAAUUUGUCCUCCUUAGUUUAGUCAUAACAAUGAUGGUCCUGAAUGUUAACAGAUGCUAUUUGGAUGACAUUUCCUAUCUAAAAGAUGUGUCAAUUGUUUGCAGGUUCAAUUCAAAAGAAUUAUAUUGCAUCGCUAUAAGAUAUAUUUAGGGGUGAAGAAUACAAUUUAUAAUAUUACUAGGUACAUGUAAAUAUACACUUGCGAGAUUGUCAAUACUAGUAUAUAUAUUUUGUACACGUUCUUGUGUUUAAAGAUUGUAUUUGUUAAUCUUGUAACAGCCUUUAUUUGACAAAAGUUAACAAGGAAUUGAUUAUAGGGAAUUUUUAUGGCAACAUUAGUACAAUUUCUAUCAAUGUUAACUUGAAGUUGUAACUCACUAGACUACUUGUAAUCAAGCCUCAUUUUGAUUCAGAUUGACAGUCCAUUUUUCUUUACUCAGAUUUAGUAAAUGGUUAAUUAUUUGUCAAGAUUAUUAGGAAAACAAUCAUCAUUUAAAAUGUGAGAUGCACUUUUUCUACAAUUUAAUUUUACCUGAAAAACUAAGGUGAAAAUUUGAUGUCUUCCAUUACUGUGUAAAAACCUGUCCAGAGGCAUUUAGUGACUUAACUUGUGUUAUUUUAAAAUAAAAGUCUUACCGAUGAUUACAAAACAGCUGCAGAUCAUCGUCGGGUCAAAGACAAGGUCAACUGGGCAUAUGAUCAUGGUAGUUGCAGAUAUAUAAAACACUUCUGUUCAAUAUGCCCUAAUCAUGUCAGUAUAUUUUAUGUAAACUAUAAGUUGUAUUUUCAGAAACUUCUUUUUCUCUAAAUUUUCUCCUUUACUUUUUUCCCCCUGAUUUUAUAAUAAUAAGAUAAAAAAUAUUUUUCUACGGUACAUGGUAGAAAUCUGCAGAUUUGAGUGUUUUCCCACAUAUCACAUCAUUUGGUGCUACAUACAAUGUACAUGCUUAGAGCUAGAAAAAAAAUUAAAACAGAUACUAUAUAAUGGGGUAUCCUUCCAGUAACCCCCCCCCCCUUCAAAAUCGAAGAAAUAUUUUUCUUUUAUAAAUGUUGUCCUUUUUCUGUUGUGUAAAUGUUUUGUGACAUGUGGCUUACAGCCAGUUAGAGCUAAAAUUUGUUCUGUUGUGUCAGAUUCUAUCCAAAAACCACGCAUUUUAUAGUAUUACGUUCUGUAAGACAUUUGGACCUCAUUUAAAUAUUUGUAUGCUAUAUAUAUAUUAUGAAUAAUUUAUUAAAUGUUACUUUAAACAUG
Messenger RNA from Saccostrea cuccullata (small rock oyster), 3285 nucleotides. RefSeq lists its product as uncharacterized. Gene Ontology annotation, molecular function: protein binding. The coding region runs from base 390 to 1082 and encodes 230 amino acids. The transcript has 5 exons. The record is from RefSeq and is a predicted model, not a curated record. Lineage: Eukaryota; Metazoa; Mollusca; Bivalvia; Ostreida; Ostreidae.